Molecule: messenger RNA, 5562 nt
Organism: Trichomycterus rosablanca
Lineage: Eukaryota; Metazoa; Chordata; Actinopteri; Siluriformes; Trichomycteridae
Gene: top2b
Product: DNA topoisomerase II beta
Exons: 35
Coding region: 434-5284 (1616 amino acids)
Biological process (GO): resolution of meiotic recombination intermediates; sister chromatid segregation; DNA topological change
Cellular component (GO): nucleus
Molecular function (GO): DNA topoisomerase type II (double strand cut, ATP-hydrolyzing) activity; DNA binding; ATP binding
Source: RefSeq, a predicted model, not a curated record
GUGGGCGCUCGGAGGAUGAAGGCGGACGGUCGGAGCGCUGGUGUGUGUAUUGUUUCUGAAUGAAAAGCAAGAAUGUGUAAAUAAUCGAUCGCUGCAUGUGUGGAGAGAGAGAAAGUCUUCAGGUUUGGUGUAAAUGUAUGUUUUCAGUGAUGAUGUGCUAGCCGGGAGGAAAGUCGGAUCGGUUGUAGUUCAGGCCUCGGUGCUGUAGCGCUACUAGAUUUGAACAAUAGCCGGUGAGUGCGCUCAUCUCUCCGGCUCCUCUGUCUCCAUGUAAUUCACUCAUCUGUCGGAUAAAACGGCUUUUAUUCACUGAUCUCUCACGUCCUGCGCACUGCACAUGGAACGCAAAGUUUGAUCUGGUAACCGCAGUCAAGGAAAUCAUCUUUAAUUUGAUCAUCACAUCAGCAGCGUUGGGAGACACAAUAGAGGAAAAAUGUCCAACGGUGCGGGGAGCGGAGGGCUGAACUGGGUGACCCUCUUUGACAAGAACAAUGCCUCCAAGAAAGAAGAGGCAAACGGCAAAGAUGGAAGAGGCGAACCGGCAAAAAAGGAGGGUUCCAAAAAGUUAUCUGUGGAGCGUGUGUACCAGAAGAAAACACAGCUGGAGCACAUCCUUCUUCGUCCAGACACCUACAUCGGUUCAGUGGAGCCUGUCACUCAGCUAAUGUGGGUUUUCGACGAAGAGAUUGGAAUGAACUUUCGAGAGAUCACUUACGUCCCUGGAUUGUAUAAAAUCUUUGAUGAAAUUCUUGUUAAUGCAGCUGACAACAAGCAGAGAGACAAGAACAUGAACGCUAUUAAAAUCACCAUCGACCCGGAGUCGAACACAAUCUCGGUUUGGAACAACGGUAAAGGAAUCCCUGUAGUGGAGCACAAAGAGGAGAAGAUGUACGUUCCUGCGCUGAUCUUUGGACACCUGCUCACCUCUAGCAAUUACGACGACGAUGAGAAAAAAGUCACAGGUGGAAGGAACGGUUAUGGUGCUAAGCUCUGUAAUAUAUUCAGUACCAAGUUUACAGUGGAGACGGCCUGCAAAGAGUACAAACACAGUUUCAAACAGACAUGGCAGAACAACAUGUCAAAAACCAGCGAUCCCAGGAUCAAGCACUUUGACGGCGACGACUUCACCUGUGUUACAUUCCAGCCCGAUCUCACCAAAUUCAACAUGGAAAAGCUAGACAAGGACAUCGUGGCUUUGCUGACGCGUAGGGCCUACGAUGUCGCCGGUUCGUGCAGAGGUGUUAAGGUGUCACUCAACGGCAAGAAGCUGCCGUUGAACGGCUUCCGCAGCUACGUGGACCUGUACGUGAAGGAUAAGCUGGAUGAGACGGGCGUUACACUGAAAGUGGUAAAUGAAGUAGUGAAUGAGCGCUGGGAGGUUUGUCUCACCAUGAGCGAAAGAGGCUUCCAGCAAAUCAGUUUUGUUAACAGCAUCGCCACUACAAAGGGUGGCAGACACAUUGAUUACGUUGUGGACCAAAUAGUGUCGAAACUCAUUGAGGUGGUGAAGAAGAAGAAUAAAGCCGGAGUCUCAGUAAAACCUUUUCAGGUGAAGAAUCACAUCUGGGUGUUUGUGAACGCUCUGAUUGAGAACCCAACCUUCGACUCUCAGACGAAGGAGAACAUGACCCUUCAGACCAAAAGCUUCGGCUCCAAAUGCGUUUUCUCAGAAAAGUUCAUACGAGCAGCCACAAACUGUGGAAUUGUGGAGAGCAUUCUCAACUGGGUGAAGUUCAAGGCUCAGACACAGCUGAAUAAAAAAUGCUCGUCAGUCAAGCACAGCAAGAUCAAAGGAAUUCCUAAACUGGACGAUGCUAACGACGCUGGUGGAAAGCAUUCGUCUGACUGCACUCUGAUUCUGACUGAGGGGGACUCGGCCAAAUCGUUAGCAGUGUCAGGGUUGGGAGUGAUCGGGAGAGACCGUUAUGGAGUGUUUCCCCUACGAGGUAAAAUCCUCAACGUGCGGGAGGCCACACACAAACAGAUCAUGGAGAACGCAGAAAUCAACAACAUCAUAAAGAUUGUAGGCCUGCAAUACAAAAAGAGCUACGAUGACGCAGAGUCGCUAAAAUCUCUACGCUACGGAAAGAUCAUGAUCAUGACUGAUCAGGAUCAAGACGGUUCUCACAUUAAGGGCCUGCUUAUCAACUUCUUCCACCAUAACUGGCCAUCACUGCUGAAGCACACAUUUCUGGAGGAGUUCAUCACCCCUAUCGUCAAGGCUACGAAGAACAAACAGGAGGUUUCCUUCUACAGCAUUCCAGAGUUUGACGAGUGGAAAAAGCAAACAGAAAAUUACAAAACAUGGCACAUCAAGUACUACAAAGGUUUGGGUACCAGCACAAGCAAAGAGGCAAAAGAAUACUUCGCCGACAUGGAUAGGCAUCGGAUUAUGUUCAAGUACGGAGGCACGGAGGAUGAUGCUGCCAUCACUUUAGCUUUCAGCAAAAAGAAGACGGAUGACAGAAAAGAGUGGCUCACUAAUUUUAUGGAAGACAGGCGGCAGAGGAGGCUGCACGGUCUACCAGAGCAAUUCCUGUACGGGACUGCGACACGGCACUUGUCUUACAAUGACUUUAUCAACAAAGAGCUGAUUCUGUUCUCCAACUCGGACAAUGAGAGAUCAAUUCCAUCUCUUGUUGACGGUCUAAAGCCGGGCCAGAGGAAGGUGCUGUUCACUUGUAUGAAGAGAAAUGAUAAGAGAGAAGUUAAAGUGGCUCAGCUGGCUGGUUCGGUAGCGGAGAUGUCUGCAUACCAUCAUGGCGAGCAAGCUCUUAUGAUGACCAUCGUAAAUUUGGCCCAGAACUUUGUCGGCAGCAACAACAUCAACAUCCUGCAGCCCCUCGGUCAGUUUGGAACCCGAAUCAACGGUGGCAAAGAUGCAGCUAGUCCCCGUUACAUCUUUACCAUGCUCAGCCCAUUAGCUAAGCUGUUGUUCCCAGCUGUGGACUCCAACCUGCUGAAGUUCCUUUACGAUGACAACCAGAAAGUAGAGCCUGAGUGGUACAUUCCCAUAAUCCCUAUGGUGCUGGUGAACGGAGCUGAAGGCAUCGGGACUGGCUGGGCCUGCAAGAUCUCCAACUACGACCCCCGUGAGAUCGUCAACAACAUCAACCGCAUGCUUGAACACCAGGAUCCUUUACCUAUGCUGCCCAGAUAUAAGAACUUCAAGGGAGUGAUCCAUGAGCUAGGUCAGAACCAGUAUAUGGUCAGUGGUGAGGUCUCCGUCCUGGACAAGAACACAAUUGAGAUCACAGAGCUUCCGGUUCGCACCUGGACUCAGGCAUACAAGGAGUCAGUGCUGGAGCCCAUGCUCCAAGGAACAGAGAAGACCCCGGCACUCAUCAAUGACUAUAAGGAGUACCACACGGACACCACGGUGAAGUUUGUGGUGCGCAUGACUGAAGAGAAGCUUGCCCAGGCUGAGGCAGCAGGUCUCCACAAGGUCUUCAAGCUGCAGUCUUCGCUCACUUGCAACUCAAUGGUGCUGUUUGAUCACAUGGGCUGUCUGAAGCGGUAUGAUUCUGUGAACGACAUCCUGAAGGAGUUCUUUGAGCUGCGUUUGCACUAUUACAAACUGAGGAAAGACUGGCUGGUUGGCAGCCUGGGUGCAGAGUCGGCAAAGCUCUCCAACCAAGCGCGUUUUGUGCUCGAGAAGAUUGAAGGAAAAAUUUCAAUUGAAAACAAGAGCAAGAAGGAUCUGAUCCGAAUGCUGGUACAGAAGGGCUUUGAAUCGGACCCAGUAGCAGCUUGGAACAAAGCUCAAGAGAAGGCAUUAGAGGAAGAGGAUCGUGAUGGAAACGAGAGUGACAGCUCGGUGGACUCCGGCUCUUCAUCGGGUCCCAACUUUAACUACAUCCUCAACAUGCCCCUGUGGUGCCUGACCAAGGAGAAGGUGGACGAGCUUCUAAAACAGAGGGACGUCAAGAAAGCCGAACUGAAGGAUGUACAGAAGAAAUGUUCGGAGGAUCUGUGGAGGGAAGACCUGGCCGUGUUUAUUGAAGAGCUUGACAGGAUAGAAGAGCUGGAGCGAGAGAAUGCCAGCAUGGGGAAGGGAGUGAAGCUGGUUAAGGGCAAGGUUGGCAAACCUAAGGUGAAGAAGAUCCAGUUGGAAGAGACACUGCCGUCGCCUUUUGGCCGGCGAGUGGAGCCCCAGAUCACUCAGGCAAUGAAAGCUGAUGCUUCCAAGAAGAUGACCAAGAGGAAGAAGGGUGAUGGGGAGACGGCAGUAAAAUUUGAGUUUGAUGAAGAUGGCAUGGUGGAGGCAAACGGUGCGGGAGACGGCUCCCUUAUCUCUCCGUCCGGCCUGCCCAACCCUGGAGCCAAACCCAAAGCGCCCCGUGUUAAAAAAGAGAAAAAGGAACCUGGCGCUCCCAGACAGAGGAAGGCUCCAGGCUUAACGAAAAGUCCAGCUAAGAAAGUAAAGAAGAGGAACCCCUGGUCAGAUGACGAUGAUGAGAAAUCAGAUGUCAGCGACCUGGAAGAGAUGGAGCAGCCGGUCAUUCCCAGAGACACCACGUCCAGGAGAGCGUCAGCUGCAAAGGCCAAGUACACAUUUGACUUCUCAGAGGAGGAGGAUGAAGACGAUGCAGACGAAGAUCAAGAAAACGAGCCAGCUUCCUCUCCAGUCCACUCCUACAAGGAGAACGUAGCUACUGCACAAAAUAACGACGAUGAGGACGACGACUUUGACGACAUAUUCCCUCCUAAACCAACGUUAACGACUACCACCACAGAUGCCAAGAAGAAGGAGCCAGCAGGUGUUUUCACUUCCUCCAAACCUGCUUUCUCUGAGAAGAGCAGUGACAGCGAAGCGAAGUCCGACAGUGACGAUGAAAAAGAUGUGUUCUCGUCCUACUCCAGCAGUUCAGCAUUUGAAAAACUCUCUCCAGCUAAGAAAGCCAAGAAGCCUGCAGAAGCGGCUCCUAAACCACGGAAACCUCCAGCCAAACCCAAAAAGCCUGACGCAUCAAUCUGGGAAUCGGACUCAGACUCGGCAGCUAAGAAACCUUUGGCAGCACCUAAAGGUCCAGGCAAAGGCAGGGGGAGGAAGAGGAAACAGUCAGACUCCGAGGAAGAUUACAACCCUGUAAAAAAGACUGUAAAGGCUCCAGUUAGUAGAAAGUCGAAGAAGGCAGCAUCAGACGACGAGGACGAAGAAGUGAACAGCAAAAGUUCCGGUCGUAUGGACUCGGGACGGGAUCGAGCCGGCCGAGCCAAGAAAGAUGUCAAGUACUUUGCAGAGUCUGACGAUGAAGAAGACGACGAUGACAUGUUCGACUAGGCAGCAAACAAAACACACACUCACACAAUCGCUUAAAUCUCGUCCUGUCCUGCAGACUUUUGUACAUUUUUUCACCUCCUGUUUUAUUUGACUUUAUUUGUGAUGCUUUUUACUGUGUAGUUGUUUUACAUGUCAUUUUUUAUUAUUAAUAUUAUUCAUCAAACUGUAUUUGUCAUAAACAGCUUUUAGAAAUGUAGACUGCGGUGCUUCAGCACAUUUUAACUGUUAAAAUAAACAUUGUACCUUUUCAUGAAGUUGGAAAUAAACAUGAUGUAAAG